AUGGCAAUACCGCCCUCUGCGGUCGUAUGGGCCAUCAGGGCUUUCUACCUCUUCAGCUCUGCUGCCAUCAUCACAGUCUGCCUCAUCCCGGCCUUCGCCGACAGGUUUCUUGCGUACGGCGCAAGGGCACGGCGUCACACGAUUGACACGCGUGGCAAGCGAGGAACUGUAGGACAGAGUCAACAGUCGGUAGGCACCCAGCUCCUCGACCACCUUGCUACAUUUACUGUGCCUCAUUCGUGGUUCACACACUUCUACGUCCUCUCUCUUGUGUGCUCACUCACCGCCUUAUCUACCUUCUACUACUAUGGGUACUAUGCUGGAGCGACUAUCAAGCAGAACCCGGACCUUGCAACUGCGGCCUUCGGUGCCCAUUUGAUGCUGUUGCAAGGCCUGCGAAGACUGCUCGAAUGUGUUUACGUUACUCGAAACAGCACGUCGCGGAUGUGGGUCGGUCACUAUGCAAUUGGGAUGGCGUUCUACAUAGCCACCAAUAUGGCAAUCUGGAUUGAGCAAUUAUGUCGACCACCGUCUCCAAGGCCAGCCACAGCAGAACAAAUCGUUUUCUGGACAUGGAGGACGAUCAUCUGCACUGUCCUUUUCUUCGGCGCUUCAGAACGACAAAACCGCUAUCACCGGUAUCUAUCCAGCCUGAAGAAAUAUUCUUUACCUGAGAAAUACGCUUUCCGAUAUUUGAUUGCGCCGCACUACACCAUGGAGUGUGUGAUCUACCUGAGCAUGGCCCUUCUGGACACGCCAUCCAUAUUCAAUCAGGAGAGCCAGCUCCCAAUGGCCACAAAAAUCAACUGGACGCUCGUCUGUGCCCUGAUGUUUGUGGCGGUGAACCUUGGUGUCACAGCAGACGGGACCAAGGAGUGGCAGCGCCAGAAAUUCCACGAGAACAGCUCCGAGAUCGAGAAGCGGUGGAGGAUCAUUCCAUGGUUGUUCUAA
Messenger RNA from Cladophialophora yegresii CBS 114405, 951 nucleotides. RefSeq lists its product as uncharacterized. Gene Ontology annotation, biological process: polyprenol catabolic process; dolichol-linked oligosaccharide biosynthetic process. The transcript has a single exon. NCBI's taxonomy places the organism in Eukaryota, Fungi, Ascomycota, Eurotiomycetes, Chaetothyriales, Herpotrichiellaceae. Gene Ontology annotation, cellular component: endoplasmic reticulum. The coding region runs from base 1 to 951 and encodes 316 amino acids. Gene Ontology annotation, molecular function: 3-oxo-5-alpha-steroid 4-dehydrogenase activity. The record is from RefSeq and is a predicted model, not a curated record.